Messenger RNA from Stomoxys calcitrans (stable fly), 2823 nucleotides. RefSeq names its product probable peroxisomal acyl-coenzyme A oxidase 1 (gene ACOX1). NCBI's taxonomy places the organism in Eukaryota, Metazoa, Arthropoda, Insecta, Diptera, Muscidae. The record is from RefSeq and is a predicted model, not a curated record. The transcript has 7 exons. The coding region runs from base 631 to 2640 and encodes 669 amino acids. Gene Ontology annotation, cellular component: peroxisome. Gene Ontology annotation, molecular function: fatty acid binding; acyl-CoA oxidase activity; FAD binding. Gene Ontology annotation, biological process: fatty acid beta-oxidation using acyl-CoA oxidase; lipid homeostasis.
AUUCAUAUUUUUUUAAUUAAUUCUGGUUUCGCUUUCAAAUCUCGGCUCAUAUUGCAACAACAACUUUACAAAUUCUGCCCAUUAAGUGUUUUUAAAUAAAGUCCCAUAUUCUAAAUGGAAGUUAGUACGCAUUAAAGCUUUAAUCAUAUGUGCACAGCUUGAUUUGGUCAGUGUCGUCGCGGAGUGAUAAGAAAAAUAAAAGUCUCAUAUCAUCAGUGGGAAUAAAAUAGAGCACAGUAGCAGAAUUGAUAAGCUCUAGUUUUGAAGUGUCCCCCUUGUAUUAAUGGUUGAUAAUAAGUAUGGAUUGGUGGUGUCAGUCAAAGGUCUGGUCUAAUUGUUCUCUAGUAGUAGAAAAUCUUUUGUUAUUAACGUCAUGCCCAACAGUGGCCAAGUACAUUUAGAUUGUAUUUAGCCAUACAACUAGUUGGACGGCUUUUUGUGUUAACAUUUUACACACAUUCAUUCAUUGAAAGUGCAUCGGUUGUGCGCGAUAAUUACCUAAAACAUAAACGCUAAGCAAAGCUAAUUCUAGACAUUGUGUGUGAAUUGAGAAAACAAAAGUUGUGAAAUUGUGGAUAUAAAGCAAUAACAAAUUGAUUGUAAUAAGCAAAAAUCAUCGUCAUCGCUGAAAUGAGUGGUACAAAGAUUAAUCCAGACUUACAAAAGGAGAGGAACACAGCCACAUUUAACCCCGAUGAAUUUACAGUGUGGUGGAAUGGUGGACCCAAAAAAUACGAACAGAUCAAAGCUUUGGAACAAAAUUUUCUCAAUGAUCCCGAACUGAAGGAUGACUUACCCAUAUCAUACAUGUCACACAAAGAACACUAUGAGCAUAGUGUUCGUAAAGCCGUACGGAUAGCGGAAAAAAUUCGAGAAAUUCGUAACAACGGGGAAGAUAAUGUUGAAACCUACAAUGCUCUUUUGGGUGGCUCUCUGGGUACUGCUCUGCUCAAAGAAGGCAAUCCCAUGUCUUUGCAUUUUGUUAUGUUCGUUCCAACAAUUAUGGGUCAAGGUACAGUCGAUCAGCAAGUGGAAUGGCUGCCAAAGGCUUGGGAUUGUUCGAUUAUUGGUACAUAUGCCCAAACGGAAUUGGGUCAUGGCACAUUCUUGCGUGGUUUGGAGACACGUGCCGAUUAUGAUGUUAAAACACAAGAAUUUGUAUUGAAUUCACCAACACUCACAUCGUACAAAUGGUGGCCAGGAGGAUUGGGUCACACUGCAAACUAUGCUGUCGUUGUUGCCCAACUUUACACCAAGGGCGAAUUCCGUGGUCUAGCUCCCUUCAUAGUUCAAGUGCGUGACGAAGAAACACAUAUGCCUAUGCCCGGUAUUGAUAUUGGUGAAAUUGGUUCCAAACUCAGCAUGAAAUCCGUCAAUCAAGGCUAUUUGGGCUUCAAAAAUGUGCGCGUACCUCUCAACAAUAUGUUAAUGAAGAACCAACAAGUUUUACCUGAUGGCACCUAUGUACCACCCAAGACAUCAGUGCUGACCUAUGGUACCAUGAUGUUUGUGCGUGUUGCCUUAAUACGUGAUGCUGCCAUGGCCUUGGCCAAAGCCUCAACUAUUGCCUGCCGUUACUCUGCCGUGCGUCGCCAAAGUCCCAUAGAUCCCAAUGAGCCGGAACCCCAAAUUAUGGAACAUACAAUACAACAGCUGAAAGUAUUUCCCAUUAUUGCCAAGGCCAUAGUGUUCAAGGCGAACGGCGAAAAUAUAUGGAAUAUGUACAAUAAUAUUUCGGAUGAAAUCGAAAAGGGAGCACUGGAACGACUGCCCGAAAUGCAUGCUCUCUCCUGUUGCCUGAAGGCCAUCUGUAGUUCAGAUUCGGCAGCUGGUAUUGAGGUGUGCCGUUUGUCAUGCGGUGGUCAUGGCUUCAUGGAUUGUUCCAAUUUCCCCACACUCUAUGGCAUGGCCACAGCUGUUUGCACCUAUGAGGGUGAAAAUACGGUGAUGUUGUUGCAGACUGCUCGUUAUUUAGUUAAGGUUUACGGUCAAGCCCUGCAAGGUGUCAAACUGGUGCCCACUGUAGCCUACAUCAAUGAUGCCAUAAAUAAUAAGGAAUUCCAUAGAUUCGAUGGAUCAUUGGAAUCCAUUGUAAAGGCUUUCCAAUUUGUGGCAGCAAACAAAGUCCGCAUAGCCUAUGAGCGUAUGGAACAGCGCCGCAAGCAAGGCCAUGGUCCCGAAGUUAGUGCUAACCUGUGUGGCAUUGAAUUGACCCAAGCAGCAGAUCUUCAUGGACGGGCUUUCUUGGCCUCCUCUGCUUUGUUUGAAUUGAGAAAUCUUUCCUCCCAAGUAUCCCAAGCCUUGGGCGAUGUCUUGAAAGUUGUUUUGGAAUUAUAUUUGGUGGAUGCUUGCUUAAAUCGCCUAGGAGAUUUCUUGAGAUUCAUUAAUCUGACCGACAACGAUGUUAGCCAACUGGAAUUGCGCUUACAAAGUUGCCUGAAACGUCUCAGACCCAAUGCUGUGGCAAUGGUCGAUGCCUUUGGCAUUCAUGAUCGUAUUUUAGACUCAGCUUUAGGUGUUUUCGAUGGCAAUGUCUAUGAGAAAAUGUUUGAGGAAGCCAAGAAGAGUCCUUUGAACAAGGAACCCGUCAAUCAAUCAUUCCACAAGUAUUUGAAGCCAUUCAUGCGAGCAAAUUUGUAAAUGUCCAUAUACAUUUAAAUUUCCAUUUCCAUUUGUAGUAGUCCAUGAGUAUUAUGUAUGUAAUCAAUGUAAUUAAUGUAAAUAAUCGUUGACUAUAAUUUUUUUUUACAUUGUUUUAGCGGUUGUUGUUACAUAUAUACCUAUUUUUAAUGAAUAAAAUAAUUUACGUUUUUUUACAAAUAA